Paramuricea clavata is the source of this 870-nucleotide messenger RNA. The record is from the annotation of a GenBank genome assembly. Lineage: Eukaryota; Metazoa; Cnidaria; Anthozoa; Malacalcyonacea; Plexauridae.
AUGUUAUGUGCAGUAUUUCCUAACAUUCCAGUGUUAGCUCUGACAGCAACAGCGAACAAAGUGGACAGAAAGUAUAUAAAAGAUUCACUUGGAUUAAAAAAAUGUUGUGAAGUAACAGCUAACCCUGACAGAAAAAACAUAUUCUUGGAGAAAUAUUUCAGAGAUGGACCAGACAUGGAUGCUAUUGAAGGUAUACUGAAACCAAUAGCUCAGAAUUUAUUGUUACACAAAUUAUCUUAUCCACUUACAAUAAUUUAUCUUUGUCUUAAAUGGUGUGGAUUUGCAUACCGAUUAUUUGAAUAUGUACUUGGAGUUCAUCAAUACUUCCCAGAGGGUUCUGAUGCAAAGCUUGAAAACAGGUUAUUCGCCCAGUAUCAUGCACCACAAACAAAUAGUAUGAAGGAUCAAAUAAUAAAACAGCUGAGACUACCUACAUCUAAAGUUAGAGUGGUAUUUGCAACAGUGGCUAUGGGUAUGGGGGUUGAUAUUCCAUCAAUUCACAACAUCAUUCAUGUAAGUCCACCAUAUACAAUACGUGAAUUGUUUCAAGAGGUUGGUAGGGCAGGAAGAGAUGGCAAAGCAUCUAAAACCACUUUGUAUUAUAACAAUAAAGAUAUUGGCAAAAAAAACCGGCAAAUGCAAGACGAAGUAAGGGAUUAUUGUCGCAACAAUGAAAGUUGCUUAAGAGUUAUGCUGCUGAAAUUUCUUGACGUUGAAGAACCACAAUCCCUGGACCCACCACAUCUAUGCUGUAGAGUAUGCAAGGAGGCAUAUUCAUGCCCUAAGUGCACUGUACAUGAUGACCUACUUGGCCUUGAUAUGUCUGAAAACUAUGUUUAUCAUUUUUGUCUUUCGUUAUUAUUUGUUUAA